AUGUCAGCACUUCGGAUCCUCAAGGAGUACUUUCAUCGGCUAGAAAUGGAUCAAAAGUUUAGACAAAGACCGUGCCAAUAUUUCGACAUGAUUGUAGGAUCAGGCGGUGGCGGGGUGAUAGCUGUUCUCUUGGGAGUUCUCGGCAUGGAUAUAGAUAAGGCCUCAUUGGCCUUUAGUCGCGUAUGCAAAGUCGCUUUGCUUGGAGACGCCCGCUCUCUCACGCCAGAGGAGCGAACCGAACGGCUCAGAGGGGCUAUCAAACAGAUACUUGGAGAGAUUCAAGUGCCAGAAGAUAGCGCAUUCAAUAGUAAAGUUGGCUUGGCAGGUGAAUGCAAAGUCGCAGUACUAUACCAAUCAGCGGCACAUCUUGGCCGAUGCAAUCUCUUCCGGAACUACGAUAGUCGACACCUCGCGCUCAACGCGACCAUCAUGCAAGUGAUGCUGACGGCAUGGGCGACCCCAACGUUGUUCUCUUCAGUCAGGAUUGAAGACGAGAUUGGUUAUGAAGAGGUUGUCAGCGCAGCUAGCUCCUGCAGCAAUCCAAUCUUCGAAGCAAUACGGGAGGCAUACGCAAGUUACGGAGAUCAGAUGACUUCUUGCAUUCUGAGCCUUGGCUCCGGGAGCCAGAGCACACAGAACACCGAUAAAGGAUGGAAGGCCUCGAUCACACAGUCCGCUAAGGAAGCGAUGCGGAUAGCCGAAGACGCACAAAGGCGAUUUGGGGACAGCGACAUAUACUUUCGACUUUCAGUUACUCCAGCAAUUGGUGAUGACCAGGAUGUGCCUGGGAAUACCUUUGGAAUGAUUGCAUCGAGCACGUCGCAUUAUCUCUCCUUGACUCAUCAAGACAAACUUAUUGACGAGUGUUUAAGAAAAUCGAAUCGACCAGGGGUUAUAGAUCUGAAAUCUCUUGCUCAGGUGCGAGGGGAUGCUACCAUCUUGAGGCACGGUUUACCACCCCUCUCUCCUUUCUUUAUACUGCGCAAGGAGCCUACAAGGCGCAUAUUUCAAGGAAUCACCCAAGGCAGAGAUCGCAAUCAGACCAUUGUGGUGCUCUCAGGGAUGAGUGGUAGUGGGAAAACACAACUAUCUAUCGAUUUUGCAUUGAAAUACAGUGAAUUGUUUCAGCAUAUUCUCUUCAUCGAAGCCUCGUCCAAGGAGAGUAUCGAAAACGGGAUCAUAGGACAAGCACGUUCAAUAGCAUCCUCCUUUCAAAAUAUUAACCUCGAUGAGACCAUGCGUCUACUGGAGAAUCCGAAUGGCAAGUUCGGUACCGGUUGGCUUAUCAUCUUCGACAAUGCAGACGACGAGAAUAUCGGCAUACAGAAAUAUCUUCCUAACUGCAGCCAUGGCUCAAUCAUCAUUACGACCCGAAACCCAUCGCUCGGAAAUCUUGCGCCUGAAGCACAUGUCACCCUAGAUAUCAUGUCAGUUGAGGAGGCGACCCAAGCACUUUUCUUAUCUGCGAUGAGCGUCAACGAAGAAAGAACCAUGCGCCAUGUUGCUACAGCCCAGAAAAUCGUGCAGCGGUUGGGAUAUCUCCCGAUUGCCAUUGUGCAAGCAGGAGGCUACAUCCGGAAGCAAAAGUGUUUCUGGGAGUACAUAGGACGGCUUGAGACGAAUCGUGCCAAUCUUCUCCGUCAUUAUACCAUUCAAAGAGACAGGCUCAAGUAUAAACAUGGCGUUUACGCCGCAUUCGACACUACGCUGAGCGUCCUCUCGUCACGUGCCCUCAACCUUCUUAGUAUGCUGGCUUGCAUGCACUUUGCCAGCAUUCCUCGCGAACUAUUUAUACUCGCCGCCAAGCGUGGAUUCGAUCACCAGGCUUUUGACCUACUUCCACCGUCUGAUGGCUUUCAACACUCGGUAUCACUUCUGCAAGAGACGCUUGGUCCUAGCGGUGACAAACAGCGGUGCGAAAGCGAUUUGGACGAGGUGUUGGAUGAACUUUUCCAAUAUUCAUUGAUUACCUACGUGCCGUACUACUCCACUGUCAAUAUCCGCCUUCAUCCGCUUCUUCAUGCAUGGGCUGGUGACCGGCUGACAGCCGAGCAGCGCCUGAUGUACCGUGCAGCCACAGCACGAUUACUUGGAUCCUGCUUUGUUCGCUCAGAGUUUGAUCUUCUGGACGAACUAUCACCGCAUGUGUCAGGCUUGUUGCCCUUCAUGGGCGAUUUUCAUCUCAAUGAACGUGCAGGAUUCUGUUUAUCUCUGGGAAGAGAUAGAAAGUUUGAACUACAACGUAAAUUAUGGGAAGACAUUUAUACUGAAGUCCAAAUGGUGUAUGGAGACGAGGACGUGCGGACAAGCACUGCAGCUCUGUUGCUAGCCAGCGCAUAUGGAGAUGAAGGUGAUAUCACAAAGAUGGAGAAGAUGGAGCGCUCAGUGAUAGAGAUUCGCUCCGCUUUGUAUGGACCAGAUAGCUUGGAGGCUAUCGAAGCAUUGCACAAUCUAGCGCGGACACUUUUGUACGACAAAGGAGAAUUAGAAGAGGCAAAAGAAAUUUUACUGAGAGUUUUGGACGUGCGGCGGCGUGCCUUGGGUCCUCAGCAUGUCGAUCUCUGUUGGACACUCCACACCCUCGGCGACAUUUAUUAUAGGAGCAAGCGAUACUCAGAAGCAGUAUCGACAUUUCUCGAAGCUAGCAAAAUGUCCACAGAUCUUCGUGGGCGAGACCACCACGCGACCGUCAACAGUCUUUGGAUGCUUGCAAGGUCUACGCGGCGCAGCAGGACCCUGUCGCGCAAAUUAUUCCUUCGCUGGCUGGGAGAAUUUUCCUAUCGAUUGGCUGAUUAUGAGGGAGCUGAGAAGUUCUAUCGACAAGAACUUGCACUGAUCAGCGAACACACGGGGCUUACAGACAGUUUCAAGGUCACACAAUUCCAUCUAAUUGGGAACCUCGGCCUAAAGUUCGCAUACCCAGAGUUCGAAGAGACGUUGGAAGAUCAACCCAACUCAUCGGGAGCUUCCCAUUCCAUCAUAUGGGCAAGCCAUUUAAAAAUAAACCUCGCUGCAGCUGUCUACUUGCAACGACCCCAUUCUUCCGAACCAGAGGGUCUAUUCAGUGAGGCUAUAGGUUUAGCUAAGAACCUCGAUGAUUCUUCGCUCGAACAACGACUUAUAAUCCAGUAG
Messenger RNA from Serendipita indica DSM 11827, 3132 nucleotides. The record is from the annotation of a GenBank genome assembly. NCBI's taxonomy places the organism in Eukaryota, Fungi, Basidiomycota, Agaricomycetes, Sebacinales, Serendipitaceae.